Molecule: messenger RNA, 4830 nt
Organism: Amaranthus tricolor (Joseph's coat)
Lineage: Eukaryota; Viridiplantae; Streptophyta; Magnoliopsida; Caryophyllales; Amaranthaceae
Product: pentatricopeptide repeat-containing protein MRL1, chloroplastic
Exons: 20
Coding region: 135-3923 (1262 amino acids)
Molecular function (GO): protein binding
Source: RefSeq, a predicted model, not a curated record
AGCCAAAGGAAAAAAAAAAAAAAAGUCGGCUUCACUAUCUCCAUGGAUAAUGAGGGCCUUUAGCCUCAACCUCCAUUUCAUCAUCAUCAUCAUCUUCUUCUUCUACUAUUAUCCUUUUCUUCUCUUUCUCUCUCAUGGACGUUCUCUAUUCUCCCACCACGCAUACUUCAACCCUAAUUCCUCGGUUAUCGCUAUCUUCUUCAUCAUCUCCUUCUGUUUGUCUCUGCAUUUCAAGAAUUCAAUCAAUUCGGAGUGAUUUCUUUGGUUAUUCCUCCAAAUUGAGGCUUAAAUGUCGGCGAAAAUGCAAGGUUAUACGGUUUCGCACUGCUCAAGCUUCUGUCGCUUCGUUCAAUUCUUUGCCAAUUGUUGCUGUUGCCUUUGCUAUAGCUAUGUCUGCUUUUGCUGUUGUUUUCUAUAAUUUCUACAAUUCUAAAAAGAAAAAUGGUUCUAUUCAGGGAUCUAGUUCUUUGUCUUCUGAGUAUAACCACAAAGGAGAUGACGCUAUGAAAGUUGGGUUCAAUAGUCUAACAGAUGCUGCUCAUCUACACAUAGAAAGUUUGAACAAGAUAAAUUAUUCAUCACUGGAAGUCAGAGAAAGCGCCUCCAAGGAUAAUGUGGGCCUGGUCAAUUUGUCUUGGAAGGGUUCUUUAUCUAGUGAAGACACCCCUGCCGUCGGACAAUCACAUUUUGCUGAUUCUAAUUUUUCUGAACUAGGGGCAGUUGCUUCAGCACUUUUGGAGACGAGAGAUGAAGUAGACCCAUCUCUUCCACAUGUAUCAUCUCAACCUUUUCAAGCAGAUAGCAAGGAGAAAAGUUACUCAGUAUCAGAAGUCAAGGAAAGCACUUCCAGUGAUUAUGAGGGUGAUGCCAAAUUGUCAUAUCAUGAUCAGUCUGCAGCUCCUAAAAAUACACCAGAACAAACAGAAAUUUCUGAUUCCAAUGUUCAUGAUUUAGGGGCCAUUGCGUCUGCUCUUUCUGAGAAGAGUAAAGAAAUCGGGUUGUCCCUUCCAGAGGCAUCUUCUGAAAACGUUGACAUGGAAAUUUUCAAGGAGAAAAGUCAAUCAUCAACAGAAGUUAGAGAAACCACACUAAUGAAUAGUGAAGAUGGAGUUAAUUUGUCAUAUCAGGAUCCUUUUAUUGUACCCCAAGAUACACCUAAUGUUGAAGUAGAUUUUGUUGCUUCUGAUGUCCAGGAUUUAGGAGCCAUUGCAUCUGCACUUUCAGAGAAGGAAGAAAUCAGUUUAUAUCGGCUGCAGGAUUCUCCUGAUUUAGAUGCUCUUCAACCUCAUUUACACAUAGAUGAAGAGUCAGCUUCUGUAAACUCUGGAGUGGGUAUCGAUUCGAAUAAUAUGUCACCUGUACAGGUUGAUGAGAUGAAUAAUUCUGUGUCUGCUUUUGUGGAUAAUGCAUCUACAGAGGACAAAAUCGCUGAAGUAAGGGACCAUAAUCAUGAUGAGUUUGAAGUUCAGGCUUCAAGCUUUUAUGAGAGUACAAAGUCUGGUAGAGAUGAGCUCCACUUAUUUUACGAGAUUAACAAACAGGGAAUAAAUGGAUCAACUACCGAAGCAUCUGAUUUGGAGAAAAAUUAUGUUCCUAUGAGUACAAGGCCUUCUGCUCUUAAAAUAUUGGGAGAAGAUUUUCAUGAAGUUGCAGGCAGGGGAGGACAACCUGUUGCUUCCCAUGCAGGAAGCUCCUUUGAUGAGGGUAAAGACUUGAGGAAAGUAACACGGAGGACAAAAAAUGAUACAAGGAGUCCUUCUUUGCGAUCUGAUCACCAAGUUUCUGAUCUACCUAAUGCAUCUGGAGUGCAAGUAAAUAUACAAAGCCCUAUAUCUAGGCACAUGAGUUCUUACAAUUGCAUGUUGAAAAGUGGAAGGUUAAGCGAGUGUGUAAAGUUGCUGGAAGACUUGGAUAGCAAAAAUAAAUUGGAUAUGAAUAAGAUUUACCAUGCUAAGUUCUUUGAUUUCUGUCGAACACAAAAGGCUGUUAAAGAAGCUUUCCGUUUUACCAAGUUGAUUUCAAAUCCUACACUUAGUACUUUCAAUAUGCUUAUGUCCGUUUGUUCUGCGGCCCAAAAUUCAGAAGGUGCUUUUGAAGUUUGGCAUCUGGUGCAGAAGGCUGGAUAUAAAGCUGAUUGCCGACUUUACACUACUCUGAUAUCAACUUGUGCAAAAAGUGGAAAAGUAGACACCAUGUUUGAAGUCUUUCACGAAAUGGUGAAUGCUGGGGUAGAACCAAAUGUCAAUACAUAUGGAGCACUUAUUGAUGGUUGUGCAAGAGCUGGUCAGGUAGCUAAAGCCUUUGGUGUUUAUGGGAUUUUAAGAUCAAAGAAUGUGAAGCCAGAUCGAGUUGUUUUCAAUGCUCUUAUCACCGCGUGCGGCCAGUCUGGAGCAGUGGAACGUGCUUUUGAUGUACUGGCAGAAAUGAGAUCUGAACUACAGCCUAUUGAUCCUGAUCACAUUACAAUUGGUGCUCUGAUAAAAGCUUGUACAAGUGCUGGUCAGGUUGAUCGUGUGAAAGGAGUAUAUGAAAUGAUAGAUCAAUUUAACAUCAAAGGCACUCCAGAGCUUUACACCAUUGCUGUUAAUAGUUGCAGUCAGACUGGUGAUUGGGAUUUUGCUUGUAAGAUAUUUGCUGACAUGAAAUUGAAAGGUGUGGUACCUGAUGAGAAAUUUUUCAGUGCAUUGAUAGAUGUUGCUGGUCAUGCUGGUAACCUCGAUGCUGCUUUCGGAGUUCUUCAAAAUGCAAGAACUGAAGGAAUGAAUCCUGGAAUCAUCACAUACAGCUCAUUGAUGGGGGCCUGUAGUAAUACCCAUAAUUGGGAGAAGGCACUGGAGCUAUUUGAGCAAAUUAGAGAAAUUAAUUUGAAGCCAACUGUUUCAACUCUGAAUGCACUAAUCACUUCACUCUGUGAUGCUAACCAAAUGCAGAAGGCCCUAGAUGUUCAGGCAGAAAUGCAAAAACUGGGAUUGCGCCCAAAUGAUGUUACUUACUCUAUUCUCAUAGCGGCAAGUGAAAAAAAUGAUGAUUUGGAAGUAGGCCUUGCGCUCUUUUCUCAAGCAAAAGCUGAUGGCAUCUCCUUGAGCCAGAUUAUGUGCAAAUGUCUAAUAAAAAUGUGUUCACGGAGAUUUGAAAGGGCUUCCACAAUUGGUGAACCUGUUUUAUCAUUUAAGUCUGGACGACCGCAAAUAGACAGUAAAUGGGCAUCCUUAGCGUUAACGAUUUAUCGUGAAAUGAUUAGAGCUGGUUUGAUCCCUUCUACGGAAAUGCUUUCUCAAGUUUUAGGAUGCUUGCAGCUACCAAAAGAUGUAUCUUUGAAAAAGAGACUGAUUGAGACCCUGGGUAUCAAUGCUGAAACAUCAAGAAGUGCAAACCUUUUUCCACUGAUAGAUGGUUUUGCCGAAUAUGAUCCCCGAGCAUUCUCAUUAUUUGAGGAGGCAGCUUCACUCGGCAUUGUACCAGGUGCUUCCUUUAAGGAAAGUCCUAUUCAAAUUGAUGCCAGGGAUAUGAACAUUCACGUAGCAGAGGUAUAUAUCUUAACAGUUUUGAAAGGACUCAAGCAUCGUCUUGCUGCUGGUGCAAGAGUGCCCAGCAUUACCAUUUCACUGCCCGUGGAGACAACAGAUUUUUCCAGUCUGAAAGGAGAAAAAACAAUCAAAAUUUCAGCAAGGCUUAGCCAAGCAGUUGGAGCUUUAUUUCGCAGAAUAAGGCUUCCUUAUCAAGGAUAUGAAUCAAGUGGCAAAAUCAGAAUCAGUGGAAAUGCUGUUAAAAAAUGGCUUCAGCCAAAACUUGUUCAGUCAUUUACUCGGAAUUUUCCACAUGCACAGGCACAUCCACAGCUAGGUUUAUCUCAAUUACGAUUAGCAAAUGGGAUCACAAAUCAGCAGCGCAGAAUUCGUACUGGGAAUCUUUCCCUGGAAUGAUGGGAAAAUCUAUUCUGCAUGGCUGGCAAUAUAGAUUCACUGAAUUGUCCAGGAAUAACUUCAUUGCCGACAGUGAUGUAUGUUAUGUUAAUAUCAUCAACAUAAGGCUGAACAUUGGUCAUGAACCAUGAAUUAGCUGCAUCUUCACCAGCUGCGAGAAUUGGUAUAUCGUUAUUUCUAACACCUAAAGUAAGUUCUAUUUUACUCCCUCGUAGAGCCUCGAGCACUCUCGGGUUUGGCUCAAAUAUCCUCAUCUUCGUAAAGUUAUUUUGUUUGUAAAGAUUAACAACUUCGUUUGGAGACGGUAAGUUCUUCCCAUUGAGUCCGUAACAAACACCAACUUUACCUUGAAUUCCCUCUCCGAAAACUUCGAAACCUGCUUGCAGAGCUAAGAACAGAACUAGGAGUACCCGGAUUUUCGACAUAAUUGAUCUGUGACUGUUAAUAUUGACAGGAAGUUGUAAGUUUUGAGACUUUGAUUUAUAGCUAUAUAAAUGUUUAUAGGUGUCUAGGAACAUUUCUAUGUAGGAUUUAAGAAUAAAAAUCUAAAGAGAAUCCAAAAGAUUGCUUUCUGAUUUUAAAAAAAUUAAAUUGUUAUGUGCAAUAUGAAUUUACUGAUAUUGUGAUACUGAACAAGAGUAUGUAUGUAUGAAUGUUUUAGGCCCUGACUGCAGCAAAUGAAUAAUAGACGGAAAUACUGGUAGAAAAAAUAUAAACAUUUCUGUUAAAGUAGUCAUUUAGAAUUACAUUUUCUGAUCAAGUAGUAUGAUGUGAGCAUGGAAAUUUAAAAUUUUUUUCUCCUCAUUAAAAAUACUUUCUAUAUGAAAAUUUUUUGUAAUUUUUCUGAAAAAUAUAUCUUUGUGUAUCUAUAACAUAUAGAGGUAGGGUCAAAUAAAAAACUACUAAU